AUGGGCCAGGCAUGCAGCGCCGACGACAGGGAGGAGGAGGUGGAGAUGAGGCGGCAGAACAGGGAGAGGACGAGGAGGAAGGAGGAAGCAAGGAAGAUGGAGGAGGAGUGGAGGGCGCGCAACCAGCAGACGAGGAUGGCUGUCCAACCAGCGCACUCGUCUGUGGGAAGCAACAAAGUCAAUCCCCUCUGGAUGCCGCUGCAGACGGUGUCAGACACCAUGGUGGCGGCUGGGAGGAUCUCCAACGUGAGGGAGGAGAGGACGCAGCAGAGCGUGCAUGGUGGAAGAAGCGUGAAGUACGUAACGACGACUGAAAGGGAGAUGAACGCAAGGAAGGCGAUGAGCCAGCUGAAGAGCAUGAAUGCGUUCGAGGAGCGCUCCUCCCACUCCUCACUGCAAGAAAGCUCACAGUCAGCCGCUGCUAGCCUGUCGUCGUCGUCGUCCUCCUCCUCCUCCUCCUCCGACUUCUACCACCCGAGGGAGAAGCAGGAAGUCCUGCACAAGAUCGAAGCUCGGGUGAUCCCCCACCGGCGCAGCCCUGACCUCUACAAGUUCCCCCACCUGGAGCUGAUCCCCGAGGACGCACCGCAGAGGCUCUACAGCACGUACGAAGAACUCUGA
Messenger RNA from Guillardia theta CCMP2712, 621 nucleotides. RefSeq lists its product as hypothetical. NCBI's taxonomy places the organism in Eukaryota, Cryptophyceae, Pyrenomonadales, Geminigeraceae. The transcript is spliced from 4 exons. The record is from RefSeq and is a predicted model, not a curated record. Bases 1 to 621 code for a protein of 206 amino acids.